Phanerochaete carnosa HHB-10118-sp is the source of this 1415-nucleotide messenger RNA. RefSeq lists its product as uncharacterized. The record is from RefSeq and is a predicted model, not a curated record. Lineage: Eukaryota; Fungi; Basidiomycota; Agaricomycetes; Polyporales; Phanerochaetaceae. The coding region runs from base 429 to 1328 and encodes 299 amino acids. The transcript has 12 exons.
AGACGGUUGUUGUCUAUGAAACAGGUGUGCGAGUACGGGCGGUUGCAGGCUGUAGUCUACCUACAAGGCAAGCGACGACCUUGAGGCCGAAAUGUGAUUGGACAAGGAAACCCUGUGUUGCCCAGAGUUACAUAAUGUCUCAAGAUCUGACAUGCCGAUAACCGUGGUCGUAACCAGCGUCGGGUCUCGCAUAUGGCGAAGAUUAUUCACGAUCGCGACCACGGAGACCGACGCUUCUGGCUGGCCAAGCGCCACUAGCAGGUGAUGAAUUCGGGACACGGGCGCCGCUACAACAAUUGCUUGGAAUACCCACGACUGUCGUUCGCUAAGGUAUAUAGCUGUGCUGCCGGCAAAGGUGUCGACUCUAGUCUCUACCCAAUAUCCCGUCGCCAAAGCUCCUCGUUCUCUUCUGCCACGCCUAGUUCGUCAUGGCUCUUUCUCUGGCAGAAGCAGAACUCAUUGGCACACUGUUGGAGGCGAUGUGCUACGGGAUGUUUCUCAUGCUUUUUCUCGAGCUUCUCCGCGUGCUCUACGUGAGACAUCGGGCCGGCAGAUCAAUCAAACUCCUCCUCGUCAUUGCGCUGCUGAUAUUUUCACUGAUUACCACGGACGUAGUUUUACAGACAAAUCAGGUGGUGGAGGCGUUCACGGAUCACAUGGACGUAGCAAAUGCCCCAGUCACAUAUUCCAUUACGCUGAGCGGGCACGCCAGGAUGGCAAAGGCCUGUAUUUUUAUGAUGCUCACUCUUGUUUGCGAUGCUCUUAUGGUUUAUCGAGCGUUCGUGGUUUGUGAAAGCAAAUACCGCACGAUAGCUCUCCCUUCUGUGCUCUUUCUGGCCGACAUAGUAUUGUUUGCCUGGUUCUUGUGGAGUUAUCUGAACAUUGAUAAACACCAGACUUCACUGAGGACUGCACUAAUUCGGAUCGACUACUUCUAUGCGGUUACUUUGACUCUUAAUCUCUUGUGUACAGUCCUGAUCUCAUGGAAAAUCUGGGCUAGCCACAGGAAGCUGUCAGGGUCCGCUGCGGCGGGAGUUCGUAUCAUGGGUGUUAUUACUAUCAUCAUCGAGUCUGCGGGCGUAUACUCCUGUAUUCUUGCUGCACUCAUCCUAACGAACGCUCUAAACACGACAGUACUGUGUGUUAUCUUGGAUCCCACGUACCCCGUAAUUGGUAUAAUCUUCUCUGCUGUCAUGAACGAACGAGUCAUCAGCAAACCUUCACGACGGGUCAGCGAGACGACGACCCCGCUUCCAAUCAGGCCUUCGUGCCCGAGAGAAAGCGAAGCACGCUCGACAAGAACUCCCCGGUAUUCGGAGGAGAGGUAGUAUAGCUCAUAUGCUGGACGGCCUUAGCCUUGAGCUCGGAUCGUCCUGUCUUAAAUCAACUGUAUUGCUAGUUGUCGUAUUAACCGG